AUGAAGCACAUUCCAUCGGCCUUCUUGAAGCCAUGCUACCGAUCCCGUCGAAUAGUAGUUGGUCAAGACUUGGUCCAUGUUAAUACGUUUGGAUCACGAAUAGCAUGUCUUGCGAGACCGCAGAGACGGCAUGCUUCCAGCAAUGGCACUCGACCACGGACAGCUCUGUUCUUUCCAGGUCAAGGAGUUCAGAGAGUAGGCAUGCUCACACCAUGGGUCGAAGCAUUCCCAGCUACUGCGAAACCACUCGUUGAAGAAAUCGACCAUCUACUAGGCUACAAACUCUCGAAGGUCAUUGAAGAAGGACCCCACUCCCUCCUUACCGCUACCGAGCAUGCUCAACCUGCCAUUAUGGCCUCGUCUAUCCUCAUCCUGCGAGUCUUAGAAAAAGAAUUCGGAUUCAAAACGAACGAACGGAUAGAUGUAGUGCUGGGCCAUUCAUUGGGAGAAUUCGCAGCAUUGGUAGCUGGAGGAUACGUUCACUUCGAGGACAGCUUAUACUUAGUACGGAAACGUGCAGAAGUCAUGGCAGAUUGUACACGGCGAGCUUGUGCCGAACAUGGUGGAGAAUACGGCAUGAUUGCUCUAGUCACCGAGCCCGACCACUUGAUCCCAUUGAUCGAAGCAAUACAUGAAUUCCUAGGACAUCAUAGUACUGGGUCGAAGUCGGAAAGUGCAGAAGUCCCUCCCAUUCAACAGGUUUUGAUUGCGAAUAUCAACAGCAAGAAUCAGAUUGUGCUGAGUGGCAAUAUUGAGAGGAUAAAGACGCUAUUAACGCAUGUCAGGCAGUUCGGUGGACAUGAUCCAAGAGCUGUCAGGUUGAGCAGUGAUAGUCCGUUUCAUAGUCCUCUCAUGAAGCCAGCGUCGAAAGCUAUGAAGAGGAUGUUGGAGGGAAAGAGUCGAGUGAAAGGCAGAGAGAACGAAGAUUUAAUCACGUUUCCGGGAAUAAUGCCUUGCAUCAGCAACGUUAGUGCAAGGCCAUUCCAGAGCAAGGAAGAUCUGAAAGAUCUCUGGGUACGAUCUUGUGUAGAGACUGUAAGAUGGUGGGACAGUCUUAAAUAUUUGGAUCAAGAUCAAAAGGUUCGCCGAUGGCUGGGUAUUGGACCUGGGAAAGUUGGGCGGAACCUUGUUGGCAAAGAGGUGGGCAUGAGAGGACGAGAUCUUGUGAAGGGAGGUGGCGUUUGGGCUAUCAGCAAUCCUCCAGAGAUUGAAGAGGUCCUCAGAGCUCUGGAUGAGACCGAAAGCUCAAGAGACGAAGAGUAA
This is a messenger RNA of Mollisia scopiformis, 1263 nucleotides long. RefSeq names its product malonyl CoA-acyl carrier protein-like protein transacylase. Gene Ontology annotation, molecular function: [acyl-carrier-protein] S-malonyltransferase activity. Gene Ontology annotation, cellular component: mitochondrion. The transcript is spliced from 2 exons. The record is from RefSeq and is a predicted model, not a curated record. Gene Ontology annotation, biological process: fatty acid biosynthetic process. Lineage: Eukaryota; Fungi; Ascomycota; Leotiomycetes; Helotiales; Mollisiaceae. The coding region runs from base 1 to 1263 and encodes 420 amino acids.